CAAACACCGGUUCUAGUUCGUUUUCAAAACGUUGUCACAAUUUUGAGAAAGCUCUGCAACAAUUACAGGCACAAGCCAGAACCACAGUUCGGAAAACCACCCAUGCUUCCUUCCCGCCAUCUCCGCGCCGCCGCGCGGCAGCGAAGCCACAGGCGGCCGCCCGCCCCUGCCGACGCUUGCAUUACGGGCAAGCCUGAUAUGGAGGUCAUCCGGCGCAACAGAGCCAUCACGGCGCACAUGCGUGCGGGCCGCGUUCCAGACGCCGAGCGCCUAUUCGCCGCGAUGCCCCGCCGUUCCACCUCCACCUACAACACCAUGCUCGCCGGGUACGCCGCCAACGGACGCCUCCCGCAGGCGCUCUCCUUCUUCCGUUCCAUUCCGCGCCCCGAUUCCUUCUCCUACAACACGCUCCUGCAUGCGCUGGGGGUGUCGUCAUCGCUCGCCGACGUGCGUGCUCUGUUCGACGAAAUGCCCGUGAAGGAUUCCGUGUCCUACAACGUCAUGAUCUCAUCUCACGCUAACCAUGGUCUGGUCUCGCUCGCACGGCACUACUUUGAUCUCGCCCCAGAGAAGGAUGCUGUCUCGUGGAAUGGCAUGCUUGCUGCCUAUGUCCGGAACGGACGGAUCCAAGAGGCAAGGGAGCUGUUCGAUUCAAGGACAGAGUGGGAUGCAAUUUCUUGGAAUGCUUUGAUGGCUGGGUAUGUGCAGCGCAGUCAGAUAGAAGAAGCGCAGAAAAUGUUUAAUAAAAUGCCACAGAGAGAUGUUGUUUCCUGGAAUACUAUGGUGUCCGGUUAUGCGAGGAGAGGAGAUAUGGCUGAGGCAAGAAGGUUGUUUGAUGUGGCCCCAAUUAGAGAUGUGUUCACCUGGACAGCUAUUGUCUCUGGAUACGCACAAAAUGGGAUGCUCGAAGAGGCCAAGAGGGUGUUUGAUGCCAUGCCAGAUAAGAAUGCUGUGUCGUGGAAUGCAAUGAUGGCAGCAUAUGUCCAGCGGAGGAUGAUGGAGGAGGCAAAGGAGUUGUUUGAUGCUAUGCCCUGUAGGAAUGUGGCUUCGUGGAACACAAUGUUGACAGGGUAUGCUCAGGCUGGGAUGCUGGACGAGGCGAGAGCAAUUUUUGGCAUGAUGCCCCAGAAGGAUGCAGUCUCAUGGGCUGCAAUGCUGGCUGCGUAUUCACAAAUUGGUUUCAGUGAGGAAACACUGCAGUUGUUCAAAGAGAUGGGACGUUGUGGUGAGUGGGUGAAUAGGUCAGCAUUUGCUUGUGUUUUGAGCACAUGUGCUGACAUUGCUGCACUUGAGUGUGGAAUGCAGCUGCAUAGUAGGUUGAUUAAGGCUGGUUAUGGGGUGGGCUGCUUUGUUGGAAAUGCACUUCUAGCUAUGUACUUCAAAUGCGGAAGCAUGGAGGAAGCUCACAGUGCAUUUGAAGAGAUGGAGGAGAGGGAUGUUGUUUCGUGGAAUACUAUGAUUGCAGGCUAUGCACGUCAUGGUUUUGGCAAGGAAGCACUUGAGGUUUUUGAUACCAUGAGGAAGACAUCUACCAAGCCAGACGAUAUUACUUUGGUUGGAGUACUUGCAGCAUGUAGUCAUUCUGGCUUGGUUGAGAAAGGGAUUUCAUACUUCUAUUCAAUGCACCGGGAUUUUGGUGUGGCAACAAAACCUGAACACUACACUUGUAUGAUAGAUCUUCUUGGCCGUGCUGGGCGAUUGGAUGAAGCAGUUAAUCUUAUGAAGGACAUGCCUUUUGAGCCUGACUCUACCAUGUGGGGUGCAUUACUUGGUGCCAGUAGGAUCCACCGCAACUCUGAACUUGGCAGGAAUGCAGCUGAGAAAAUAUUUGAGUUGGAACCUGAAAAUGCAGGCAUGUAUGUCUUGCUUUCAAAUAUAUAUGCAUCAUCUGGCAAAUGGCGUGAUGUGGACAAGAUGAGACAUAUAAUGCAUGAGCGUGGUGUGAAGAAGGUUCCAGGAUUCAGUUGGAUUGAGGUGCAGAACAAAGUCCACACUUUCUCAGUGGGUGAUUCUGUGCAUCCUGAAAGAGAGGACAUAUAUGCUUUCCUGGAAGAUCUUGACAUCAGGAUGAAAAAGGCUGGAUAUGUAUCAGCUACAGAUAUGGUUUUGCAUGAUGUUGAGGAGGAAGAGAAAGAGCACAUGCUAAAGUAUCAUAGCGAGAAGCUUGCUGUUGCUUAUGGUAUUCUAAAAAUUCCUCCUGGGAGGCCCAUCCGGGUGAUAAAGAACCUGAGAGUAUGCAGAGACUGUCACACUGCUUUCAAGUGUAUCUCUGCGAUUGAGGGAAGACUGAUCAUACUGCGGGAUUCCAACCGGUUUCACCAUUUUAGAGAUGGUUCUUGUUCAUGUGGUGAUUACUGGUGAUUAUGACUAGAUAUUUCAUGCAAAGAAAUUCUGAAUGAACUGCACUGGACUUCGAAAUCAUGAUAAUGCAAUGCAUACUAAGGACCAAAAAAGUAGGCAUUCUGAUGUAUGGAUCUAGCCCUGUUAGCCACUACCCACUAGACCACCUACUUUGCUACUGGUUCAAAAAGAAAUUAGCCUGGUGAUCUGCCACAUUAAAUGGCUUUCAGUUCAUUGGUGAGUACUGAGAUCCAUCCAUCUAGAAGGAAAAGACAUUGAUUGAGUUGGUUUAUUUAUGAUUUCCCUCAUCAUUGCUUCCUGGCUUACUGCCCCAUGCAGCUUUUGCUUAUGUACAAGUUAACAAAUUUCAAUUAAAAUGACCAUGCCAGGUAGAGGGCGCACUCCAUUUAGAGAUAUAUCCAACAACAGGAUCAUCACAAGUGAAAUUCACAUACAUAGAUAAAGGAAGACACUUUUCUCCUUUUAUAUGAUCUCUUACAAUUUAGGUGUUACACCUCGGCCAAUCUUUCUUCCAAAAUCAAUAAUAUAUGACUAUGCAAUUGUCCAUGACCAUGAGCAAGUGUUGUAACCUUGGGCACACCACUACAGCCGUAACUGUUGCCCUUGUGAACGUAAAAUGCAAUGGGAUAAGGGUCGUCUGGUGCUGAAAUGACUGAGGAACAGAGGGAAGAAAGGAAUAUAAAGCAACAUAUGAAUACCAAGCAAAGGGUAAGGCUGAAACAGAAAAAUUUCAGGGAGCAAUUGCUGGAUCAUCUGUACUGGCCCCACCUACUCUUGAGUCUUGAUAUGUUUGUUUAGGAUUCAACAAUUUUGCAAGCAUCAAUCACGAGACAAGGAAAAUGUUGAUAGGGCUGACCCGGACCCCACAUUAUAUAGGCUACAGGACGGGCCUUAGUAGUUCCCUUUUGGAGUGUAUACUGUGUCCAGUGAUGCAGAAUGUACAAGAUCUGAAAUCUCUCCAAGUGAAAGGAACUGCAACCCCAUAGAGCAAUGAAUGAACUAAUGAGAUAGUUAACUCAAUCACUAUUAAAGACUACCCUGAUAAACUUCUUUGUGUCGAUCUGUUUCUGAGCACACGUGUGACUAUCUGACAUUCGUCAAGCUAAUGGACACAGGCAUUCACAAAGAGUGCGUCCACUGGUAUUGAAGAGAAGGUGCUGAAGUUGGUUGAGAUAGACUUUCCAGAGGAUAUGAUGAGCAGUGCCCUGAAGUGCGUGUCUAUAAUGUAUAAAUUUACAAUGUUGUGAAAAUUCUGAAUACAGUGAAGCAGUCAGAAACGUUCAGAGUUCUGUUUUAACUUUUAAGUGCAGAGCUCUGAAUGUUCUGAAACUCCGGAUGUUCUGUUUUAACAUUCAGAGAAUUCCAAACCUUUCUAGCUUAUGGAGGCACCGUUUUCGUUUUAA
Messenger RNA from Zea mays, 3764 nucleotides. Its product is annotated as pentatricopeptide repeat-containing protein. The record is from RefSeq and is a predicted model, not a curated record. The transcript has 6 exons. NCBI's taxonomy places the organism in Eukaryota, Viridiplantae, Streptophyta, Magnoliopsida, Poales, Poaceae. Gene Ontology annotation, molecular function: protein binding; RNA binding; zinc ion binding. Gene Ontology annotation, biological process: RNA modification. Bases 103 to 2361 code for a protein of 752 amino acids.